CUGCUAUGGACGCUGCCUUCGUACCCUCUGAAAUCGUAGUCAAGCACUUCGUCUCGCACAAGUUCACGCUCGAGAUCGGGCCCUCGAUCACGGCAUUGGGACGGCCGCUCGCGAAACUGAUACUUGCCACGGUUGUGAUAUAUUGCGUGGGUGAUAUUGCGAGAGUGUCGCUGCAAGCUGUCCUCAAGAACAGCCGGCGAGGUACAGAAGACGGCACUUAGCAAGCAAAUACCCCUCGAAAAAGCUUCACCCAUGAAAAGAAUUUUGCUUCUCUGUCUUUCGUCUUGAUUUCUGCUGAGCUUCAGGGAUUCCUUCUCUUUUGGUCCAGGGAUUAAGAGAGAGCAAGAUGUAUUGGACGGCGCCUUUUUCGUCAUUUGCUGCUACUAUCUUCUUUGCUUAUGCGCAAGCUUCCUACCUCAGUAACGACUUAAGCUUUGGGCAUAAUGGCAACAUCUCUCCCAACUUACGCGCCGUUCCUAACUGGCAUCUCCUUGGCAAACCCAACGCCCCGGAUAUCCUGAAAGACAAGCUGGUCCUUACGCCUCCCUACCCAGGGAAUGUGCGCGGGGCCAUAUGGACAGAAAAGCCUCUGCUGCACUCGAAUUGGGCGGUAGAUGUGGAUUUCCGGGCAACGGGCCCAGAGAGAGGAGGAGGGAAUCUGCAGGUAUGGUACGCGAAGAACGGGCAGAACGAUAUGGGGACGAGCAGCAUAUACACAGUUGGACGCUUCGAUGGUUUAGCACUGGUUAUUGACCAGUACGCUGGAUCCGCUGGCUUCAUAAGAGGCUUCCUCAACGACGGAACAACAGACUACAGUCACCACCACAGCGUCGACUCCCUGGCGUUUGGGCACUGCGACUACUCCUUCCGCAACCUCGGGCGUCCCUCACGAAUCAUGCUCAAGCACUCAGACAACAUGUUCCGUGUCGAGGUCGACGGAAAUCUCUGCUUCGAAUCCAGCAAGAUCAAGCUCCCCCUUGGCUACAACUUCGGCAUCACAGCCGCCAGCGCAGAGAACCCUGAUUCCUUCGAAGUCUUCAAGUUUGUCACUACGACCGAGUCUCACACGCCCGACAUCCAAGACCCCAAUGCCGGUGUCCAGAACGCCGGGAUGUCGCCUCCUCCAGCUACAAACCAGAUCCCAACCCCAAAUGAAGCUAAGAACGCAGGCACCUCACCAAACGACAACCUUUUCUCCGACCCUCCUGACGCCCCCGCCUCCCAGUAUCAAAGCUCGGCUGAGCAAUUCUCAGAUUUGCAUAACAGACUGCAGUCCCUGAUGCGGAACAUCAACGCCGUGCACAAGACGAGCGAUCUGCACUCCCAGCAAGCGCAAGUCAGACAAGAGGAGAUGAUGGGGCAUAUUGUACGCAUGGACAACACGCUUGAUCGGAUCGAGAGGUUGGCGAAGAAGAUCGAGGAGGUGCAGGCGGAUGUUAGGCAGACGAAGAGUGAUUUGCAUAAUGCGUUGGACAGGCAUGUGGCCGGGUUGAGAGGGGAAGUUAGGAGUACGCAUAGUACUAUGUUAAGCACAAUAGCGAGCAUGGGCACAGGACUAGGGAAGUUCGUGCUCGUGGUUCUAGGCAGCAACGGGUUGUUGGUGCUGUGUUACCUGGUGUACAAGAGACGAAAAGCGAAUGCGCCCAAGAAAUACUUGUGAGGACCAGACGAAAGAGAAUGGGAAAGGGAAAUGUGGAUCAUGGGUAACGGAGUUCUGCAUGUUGAUACCGAGGCACGGAGCGAUGAAGCGAACAAAUGAAUCAAGAUAUGCCAUUGC
Messenger RNA from Hyaloscypha bicolor E, 1777 nucleotides. Its product is annotated as putative lectin family integral membrane protein. Gene Ontology annotation, molecular function: D-mannose binding. The record is from RefSeq and is a predicted model, not a curated record. Gene Ontology annotation, biological process: Golgi organization; endoplasmic reticulum to Golgi vesicle-mediated transport; endoplasmic reticulum organization. The transcript is spliced from 4 exons. NCBI's taxonomy places the organism in Eukaryota, Fungi, Ascomycota, Leotiomycetes, Helotiales, Hyaloscyphaceae. The coding region runs from base 347 to 1660 and encodes 437 amino acids. Gene Ontology annotation, cellular component: endoplasmic reticulum-Golgi intermediate compartment; endoplasmic reticulum membrane; COPII-coated ER to Golgi transport vesicle.